AUGUAUGUCAAGAAGCGUGAUGGACGCCAAGAGCGCGUUCAGUUCGACAAGAUCACAGCCCGUGUCUCCAGGCUAUGUUAUGGCCUCGACGGAGACCAUGUCGACCCCGUUGCCAUCACACAAAAGGUUAUCUCUGGUGUCUAUGGUGGUGUGACCACAGCACAAUUGGACGAUCUUGCUGCCGAGACUGCGGCAUACAUGACCGUUACCCACCCAGACUACGCCAUCCUGGCAGCACGCAUCGCCGUGUCGAACCUCCACAAGCAGACCAAGAAGCAAUGGUCUUCCGUCAUCGGUGAUCUGUAUCACUAUGUCAACCCCAGAAACCGCACGGCAUCGCCCAUGAUUGCCAAGGAAACAUACGAGUGCGUCAUGAGGCAUAAGGAUGAGCUGGACUCGGCUAUUGUUUAUGACCGAGACUUCAACUACCAGUACUUCGGCUUCAAGACCCUCGAGCGUUCAUACCUGCUGAAGCUCGACGGCAAGAUCGCCGAGAGACCCCAGCACAUGAUCAUGCGUGUCGCUGUUGGCAUCUGGGGCGAUGAUGUCGAGAAGGUCAUUCAGACCUACAACUACAUGUCCCAGAAGUUCUUCACGCAUGCUUCUCCCACACUCUUCAACGCCGGCACACCCCAAGCCCAGCUUUCCUCGUGCUUCCUGGUCGCCAUGAAGGAUGACAGCAUAGAGGGCAUCUACGAUACCCUGAAGACCUGCGCCAUGAUCUCCAAGAUGGCCGGUGGUAUCGGUCUGAACGUCCACAACAUCCGUGCUACCGGCUCAUACAUUGCCGGCACCAACGGAACAUCCAACGGCAUCGUCCCCAUGCUUCGUGUCUUCAACAACACUGCCAGAUACGUCGACCAGGGUGGCAACAAGCGACCUGGUGCCUUUGCUAUCUACCUUGAGCCUUGGCACGCCGAUGUUUUCGAGUUCCUCGACCUGCGCAAGAACCACGGUAAGGAGGAGGUCCGUGCUCGUGAUCUCUUCCUCGCUCUGUGGAUCCCGGAUCUGUUCAUGAAGCGUGUCGAGAAGAACGGUGACUGGACCUUGAUGUGCCCCAACGAGUGUCCCGGCCUUGCCGACUGCUACGGUGACGAGUUCGAGGCCCUUUACGAGAAGUACGAGGCCGAGGGCCGUGGUCGCAAGACUAUCCGCGCCCAGAAGCUCUGGUACGCUAUUCUUGAGGCUCAGACCGAGACUGGCAACCCCUUUAUGCUUUACAAGGAUGCCUGCAACCGAAAGAGCAACCAGAAGAAUCUCGGUACCAUUCGCAGCUCCAACCUGUGCACUGAGAUCAUCGAGUACUCUGCCCCUGAUGAGGUCGCCGUCUGCAACCUGGCCUCCUUGGCCCUCCCUGCCUUCGUCGACUACAACUCGGGCUCCUAUGACUUCCAGAAGUUGCACGAGGUCACCCAAGUUGUCGUCCGCAAUUUGAACAAGAUCAUCGAUGUCAACCACUAUCCCGUCCAGGAGGCACGCAACAGCAACAUGCGUCACCGUCCCAUUGGUGUCGGUGUCCAGGGUCUUGCUGAUGCCUUCUUGGCUCUCCGCAUGCCUUUUGAAUCGCCCGAGGCCAGACAGCUCAACAAGCAGAUCUUCGAGACCAUCUACCACGCCGCUUUGACAGCCUCGAUGAACAUUGCCAAGGUCGAGGGAGCCUACUCUACCUAUGAAGGCUCCCCUGUCUCUCAGGGUAUCCUUCAGUACGACAUGUGGAAGGACGUCACUCCCUCUGAUCUCUGGGAUUGGGAGUCCCUGAAGGUACAGAUCAAGCAGCACGGUGUUCGGAACAGUCUUUUGCUGGCACCCAUGCCCACCGCCUCCACGUCCCAGAUUCUGGGUAACAACGAGUGCUUCGAGCCUUACACCUCCAACAUCUACUCCCGCCGCGUCUUGGCUGGCGAGUUCCAGGUCGUUAACCCUUGGCUGCUCAAGGACCUUGUCGAGCUCGGCUUGUGGUCUGACAACAUGAAGAACCACAUCAUUGCCGCUGGCGGUUCCAUCCAGAAUAUUCCCAGCAUUCCUGCUGACAUCAAGGCUCUGUACAAGACUGUCUGGGAGAUCUCUCAGAGAACAAUUGUUCAGAUGGCUGCUGACCGCGGUGCCUUCAUCGAUCAGUCUCAGUCGCUCAACAUCCACAUGCGCGACCCCACCAUGGGCAAGAUUACGUCUAUGCACUUCGCUGGCUGGAAGCUUGGACUCAAGACUGGCAUGUACUAUUUGAGGACGACGGCUGCCUCGGCACCCAUUCAGUUCACUGUCGAUCAGGAGGCUUUGAAGGUUCACGAGCAACAAGCAGCCAAGUCUUCUGGUUUGAAGAAGCGCAAUGCUCCUACUGGAACCUACUCGUCCUCGGCCGCCAGCGCCUCUCCUCGCCCUAUGUACAGUGAGAACUCAAUUUCAAACAGCACCCUUGCAGUCACCAGCCCCAACGGCGUUCCUACACCAAGCACAACCCCUCCUCCUGUGGCCAAGGUUGUUGCAUCUCCUUUGAAGGAAGUCCCCUUCAAGGCAGACCAGGACGAGAGUGAGAGCCCCAAGGCCCUUCCUACCGAGCCAGCGGAAAAGCCCAAUAAGAUUGAGGAGCUGUCCGAUCCAGCAAUUGAUAACAAGAAGGCCCCUCAGCAGUCAGAGGACCAGGACAACACUACCAAGGAGCGAGAGUAUGAUAUUUACAACGAAGCUGUACUAGCUUGCAGUAUUGAGAACCCAGAGUCCUGCGUGAUGUGCAGCGGUUAA
Messenger RNA from Truncatella angustata, 2739 nucleotides. RefSeq names its product ribonucleotide reductase. The transcript has 4 exons. The record is from RefSeq and is a predicted model, not a curated record. Gene Ontology annotation, cellular component: ribonucleoside-diphosphate reductase complex. Gene Ontology annotation, biological process: deoxyribonucleotide biosynthetic process; DNA replication. Gene Ontology annotation, molecular function: ribonucleoside-diphosphate reductase activity, thioredoxin disulfide as acceptor; ATP binding. NCBI's taxonomy places the organism in Eukaryota, Fungi, Ascomycota, Sordariomycetes, Amphisphaeriales, Sporocadaceae. The coding region runs from base 1 to 2739 and encodes 912 amino acids.